AAUGUUUUGUUAUUGGUAUUCAUUCAACAUAAUGUUGCUAUCAUAACAGAUUGAGACUCUUGACAUCGACUCUGCUGAUCUUGGUGAACGUCCCUUUGCAUCACGUGAUCUCGCUCAGUUCAUCUGUAAGAUGACUCAUCUGAAGGACCUGACACUCCACGGUCAGUAUCACGAUGACUUCUACUCAACAUCGUCAUCGAUGGCAUCAUCUGCAAAGAUUGAGACUCUUUACAUCUACUCUGCUGAUCUCAGUGAACGUCCCUCUGCAUCACGUGAUCUCGCUCAGUUCAUCUGUAAGAUGACUCAUCUGAAGGACCUGACACUCCGCGGUCAGUGUCACGAUGACUUCUAUUCAACAUCGUCAUCGAUGGCAUCAUCUGCAAAGAUUGAGACUCUUUACAUCUACUCUGCUGAUCUCAGUGAACGUCCCUCUGCAUCACGUGAUCUCGCUCAGUUCAUCUGUAAGAUGACUCAUCUGAAGGACCUGACACUCCGCGGUCAGUGUCACGAUGACUUCUAUUCAACAUCGUCAUCGAUGGCAUCAUCUGCAAAGAUUGAGACUCUUGACAUCGACUCUGCUGAUCUUGGUGAACGUCCCUUUGCAUCACGUGAUCUCGCUCAGUUCAUCUGUAAGAUGACUCAUCUGAAGGACCUGACACUCGACGGUCAGUAUCACGAUGACUUCUAUUCAACAUCGUCAUCGAUGGCAUCAUCUGCAAAGAGGGAGACUCUUGACAUCGACUCUGCUGAUCUCGGUGAACGUCCCUUUGCAUCACGUGAUCUCGCUCAGUUCAUCUGUAAGAUGACCCAUCUGAAGAAGCUGACACUCGACGGUCAGUAUCACGAUGACUUCUACUCAACAUCAUCAUCGAUGGCAUCAUCUGCAAAGAUUGGGACUCUUUACAUCGACUCUGAUGAUCUCGGUGAACGUCCCUCUGCAUCACGUGAUCUCGCUCAGUUCAUCUGUAAGAUGACUCAUCUGAAGGACCUGAGACUCCGCGGUCAGUAUCACGAUGACUUCUACUCAACAUCGUCAUCGAUGGCAUCAUCUGCAAAGAUUGAGACUCUUGACAUCUACUCUGAUCUCAGUGAACGUCCCUCUGCAUCACGUGAUCUCGCUCAGUUCAUCUUUAAGAUAUCUCAUCUGAAGGGCCUGACACUCCGCGGUCAGUAUCACGAUGACUUCUACUCAACAUCGUCAUCGAUUGCAUCAUCCGCGAAGAUUGAGACUCUUGACAUCUACUCUACUGAUCUCAAUGGACGUCCCUCUGCAUCACGUGAUCUCGCUCAGUUCAUCUGUAAGAUGACUCAUCUGAAGGACCUAACACUCCGCGGUUGGUAUCACGAUGACUUCUACUCAACAUCGUCAUCGAUGGCAUCAUCUGCAAAGGUAUUGAUUUGAUCAUAUUUUUGGGGACUCUUAGCCAGGCGCGGAUCCAGG
Messenger RNA from Strongylocentrotus purpuratus (purple sea urchin), 1441 nucleotides. RefSeq lists its product as uncharacterized. The record is from RefSeq and is a predicted model, not a curated record. The transcript is spliced from 8 exons. Lineage: Eukaryota; Metazoa; Echinodermata; Echinoidea; Camarodonta; Strongylocentrotidae. Bases 131 to 1402 code for a protein of 423 amino acids.